CCUCUGUUGGGAUGUAUAAAUAGAAGGCAAAGUAUUUUAGACCUUUUACUUUGAAAGCAGAGCUCUCAAGGCACAUGAAAAUGCGCAGAGUCACAGCAGUCAUACUCGUGAUUGCGAUCUCCAGUGCUGCUGCAGCACAAUGGGCGAAAAUCUGCUCAAGUCAACCUGCAAACAAAAUCAGAGGCUGCGACUCCCAGGGCUGUGGUGGAUACAACGACCCCAGAGGAGGGAGGAAGCACAGAGGAGUGGACGUGGUGUGUGAGGACGGCUCGGAGGUGUACGCACCCUUCUCGGGGAAGAUUGACAAACGAGCCAGGCCCUACGGAAACGGCAACGCCAUCGACGACGGAGUCCAGCUUUCAGGAUCAGGAUUCUGCAUUAAGAUGUUUUAUAUCAAACCUGUCAAGUACAGCGGCCCCAUCAAGAUGGGAGAGAAAAUCGGUGUCCUGCUGCCCAUGCAAAGGGUCUACCGAGGAAUUACGUCCCAUGUCCAUAUCCAGAACUGCGACUUAACAGAUCCUACUCCCAACCUGUAAAGGGGCAGCUGCACAUCAGGGGCGAAGCCUUCAGCCCCCCACUUGUGUAUUCAUUAAGUUGCUUGGGCAUAGGUAGUCACUGUAGUAAAGUGGAAGCCACUAGCCUCAGGCAGUUGUUCCACCUAAAAAGUAUCCAUGAACAAAAUGCCGGUGGUUAUCUGAAUAUAAACAGCCUCGGAGUAAGGUAUAACACACGCGUUAAAGCUGCUAUCGUACCCCACACAUCACUAUGCUCGUAGAUGAAGGCUGAAGCAGUGGGGAACGGACGAGUGGCUGGGACGUGGUGGAAUCUCGACGCUCAGCAGCACCGCAGGGAGCCGUGCUGCAGCUCACUCGUCUUGGACUUCUCUGCUCUCUUUGCAGCCAAACAUGAAGAUUUCUUCAAGAAGCCAGAAAUUUCACUUGUGCUUGCAUAUGGAAAAUCACGUUAUUAAAGGGCUGCUUCACUACAAA
Messenger RNA from Aquila chrysaetos chrysaetos, 989 nucleotides. RefSeq names its product leukocyte cell derived chemotaxin 2 (gene LECT2). The record is from RefSeq and is a predicted model, not a curated record. The transcript has 4 exons. Lineage: Eukaryota; Metazoa; Chordata; Aves; Accipitriformes; Accipitridae. The coding region runs from base 75 to 536 and encodes 153 amino acids.